CUUGUUACCGAACUGCUCGAUAAGAACUUCAUCCGAGCCAGCAGUUCACCAGCGUCAGCGCCUGUCUUAUUUGUGAAGAAGCCAGGAGAAGGCUUGCGGUUUUGCGUCGAUUAUCGGGGUCUCAAUGCGAUUACCCGCAAGGAUCCUCUUCCUCUGAUCAGACAAGCUCGCGAACGCCCGCGAGCUUGCUUCCCAACAGCUCCCGAAGUCCAUCUGCACAAAGACCCUGCACCGCCAUACCAUUGGACAAAAAUGUUCUGGUCUCCGGCUUCUAUCUGCCACUCGCAAGUGCCAUUUUCCAGGGCACGACUGACGCGCCGUCCCCUCCACCCCAAUAAUUCCCCAGCAAGAUACGGCAUUUUUGCCGUCGAGGAUGCCUAUCGAUAUCUGGCUUUGAAACCCGGAGCCUUUGGCGACUGGUAG
This is a messenger RNA of Podospora anserina S mat+, 423 nucleotides long. RefSeq lists its product as uncharacterized. The transcript has a single exon. The record is from RefSeq and is a predicted model, not a curated record. The annotation marks the transcript as partial. Lineage: Eukaryota; Fungi; Ascomycota; Sordariomycetes; Sordariales; Podosporaceae.